GAGGGCGCUAAACGCUGUGAAAGCCAGCAGUGGGAGGUGCUAUCGCAGCUGCAAGUCGGUUCCUUCCUACUGUUGGACCAACAGAGCUCCAUCAACUAAGCUAGUUAGUUAGUUAGUUAGCAGUAAGCGAUGUGUUUAUGACUGCAAAUCGCGGUGUAGCUGUAGCAAUACCUCCGGAUCAUGUAGUAGUUAAAGUUAGCCCACAGCCCUGCUGACAAUCAUUUUAAUGCCGCUAAGCUUGUGAUUGCAAACGCUGCCGAUUAGCUGCUUCAUUCAUGAGGCCGCUGGUGCACACGGCAGUUUGAGCUGUGAGUGGCGGGUAAGCUCAGGGGGACAACACGGCGAACUCACCGAUCAGGAGUAUGGUGGUCCCGGACAGUGCUGGCGUGGUCCCACAGCCGGACAGCGUCAGUCCUGCUGGCAUCAUGGGGGGCUCAAAGCCUGCAUGUGACGAGGAAGACGAAGGCAGUCCAGACCUUGUAGGGGUGGAGCUGGAGGAGGUGCGAAAGCUGCAGGAGCUUGUCCGCAGGCUGGAGGUCCAGAAUGAGACCCUGCGCAACAGAGGAAGCAAGGCGAUUGGUCAGAGAGGUUCUAGCAACAAGAGCAGCAUCACAGCUGCUGCCGGUAUCAGUGAGAGGCUGUCGUGUGAAGUGGUAACUGACAGUGGCCGAAGUUUGGAGCACAGCGGGAAACUUGGCAGCACAGACUUUGAUCUGUCACCUCCACAGGAUUGCAGCAGUAGUGAGGAGAUGUCCCCUCUGCCUGUUGCAAGUAGACCAGAGGACGGGGGUCCGUAUGGAGACUUUCUUACCUUUUCCUCCAGCAAUGGAGUCGGGGAGAGCCAGGGACAAAGUCAGACACCCGAGAGUCCGUCUCAGGAAAGUUUCGAGUCAGAGACGCUGGCAGAGAGCGACUCGGGGAUGGAGCAGACUGCACUGGAUGAAGUGGAUGUCCUAGACUUGGAGGAUGAGUGUGGAGAAGUAGAUGAUGAGGACAGCUGGUUAUACGUGUCUCCCAAAAAGCAAGUUGCAGACACUGGGCCUGAGUCUCCAAUGAAAUGGUGUCGACAGGCUCUUGACCACAAAACCCCAGAGACAGAACUGGCUUGUCGAACCCUCAUCAGCCGUCUGGACCAGACAUCUCGUUGGAGGAACAUGUACAGCAGCCCGUCGGCGGAGGCAGGCUCGGGAGGCUCAGGCCCGAUCUCUCCUGGAACGAUGGGCUUGACCUCAGUCACUGUAAGAAUUAAGGGGUUAUGCUGUUGUAUGUGUGUGUGCCAGAGAGAUGUUUGUAGGGUGUUUUGCAUGUUAAUUGUGAGUGUCAUUCUGUACAUUAUUGCUAACUGUUUUCCAAACACCACAUGUUUUAAGGCAACAAUUAAGAAAAACAUAACAGGGGUUAAGAAAACCAUAAUGGAUGGAUAAAAAAAAUCCACUCAGACCACAGCCAAUUUUAAUUCUUUGGAGCCUUUGAUACUGUGACCUUGUGACCCAUGACAUUUCAGUUUACAGAUUAUGGUGAUGUUGGUUUGAAUAACAAAUCUCUGCAUGAAAUCAGGGGUCUCAAACUCAAAAGAGCUGAGCCAUCAUCUGACAUGAUGUUAUAUAAAAAUAACAUUUGAUAUACAGUAAAAUAUUUUAUAUGUAAACUAUUUUUCUGUGAUUCCUAGAUGACCAAUUGAACCAUUAAAAAAGGAAAAGCAAAUACCUCCAUGGCAAAGUUAAAUUAUAUUUAUGACAUCUAGACGUGGGCCAUCUGCAGGUGGCCCCUGAGUUUUGAAUUUGAGACCCUUAUUCCAAAUGCUUACCCUGUGGGAAUAUUUCACAUGCUCUUGGGUGAUGUCAUUUAAUGUUUAGUUGCACGUUUGAAUUAAUAUGCCAUUUGAGGGUCAAAAAGUUCUAAAACAGAUUGAGGGAAGAGAUUAUUGCAGAAAUAUAUUUAGCAGCAGGUCAAAUUAAAAUAAAUUAAAAAUCAAUUUUAGAACUUUUUGAAAUACCAUGAAAAUGCAUAAGACUUUCCUGAACAUGUACCAAAAAGCUUCACUUGUUGCAAAUAAUUGCUUAGUUGAUGUUCCAUAACCAAUACAGGAGUAUUUAAAAAAUUAAUAAAUAUACCUUCCGUAUUAUCCGGACUGUUAGUCACACUUGUGUUUGUUUGGCAGACCCUGUGACUUGUUUUCAGAAAUGCUUAUAUAUAGCAGAAAUAUACCCCAUAUAAUUUACCGAUCAAUUUAUUAUAACCACACUUUGCAGUGCGGUGUAACUUGAGACUGGGUAAAGGUUUGAUUCCAGUUUCAUCUGUCAUCACACACAAGGCCAGUGACUGUUAACGCCUCUGACCAAAAACCAAACAUCUUGUCAAAGUAGCUUUUGUCAAUGGAUGAAAAGUAGCUUUUUGUAACAGGUAUCCCACUGUGC
Molecule: messenger RNA, 2417 nt
Organism: Cynoglossus semilaevis (tongue sole)
Lineage: Eukaryota; Metazoa; Chordata; Actinopteri; Pleuronectiformes; Cynoglossidae
Product: SLAIN motif-containing protein-like
Exons: 5
Coding region: 363-1424 (353 amino acids)
Biological process (GO): cytoplasmic microtubule organization; positive regulation of microtubule polymerization; microtubule nucleation
Cellular component (GO): microtubule plus-end
Source: RefSeq, a predicted model, not a curated record